Molecule: messenger RNA, 1620 nt
Organism: Cornus florida
Lineage: Eukaryota; Viridiplantae; Streptophyta; Magnoliopsida; Cornales; Cornaceae
Product: MDIS1-interacting receptor like kinase 2-like
Exons: 4
Coding region: 1-1620 (539 amino acids)
Biological process (GO): protein phosphorylation
Molecular function (GO): ATP binding; protein kinase activity; protein binding
Source: RefSeq, a predicted model, not a curated record
AUGCUGACAAGGCUAUGGAAAAUGUUGACGUGGCUAUUGAAAAAUGUUGAUGUGAUACAGGGUACCCUGCCUCGAGACUUUACCAAAUUAACUGAACUCAAAUAUCUUGGUCUUUCCUCAAAGAAACUCAUUGGCUCAGUACCUCUUGAAAUAGGGCAUUUAACCAGUUUGGAGUCUUUGUGUUUGAGCAACAACUAUUUGAAUGCUAGCAUUCCAUUUCAAAUAGCUAACCUUCCAUUGCUAUCAUAUGUUGACCUUGGUCAAAAUUUAAUCAUUGGAGAAAAACCUUUUCAACUCGGCCACAAGGGUCGCUUAACUUAUUUGAAUCUCUCCCACAGUAAACUCUUUGGUGGCAUUCUUCAUUCUCUCAUCUCCAUAGAGGACAUUGACUUGUCACACAAUGCUUUGAAGGGUCAAAUCACAGAGGAUUUUCAGCUCAAAUAUUACCCGGACGCAUUUGUUGGCAACCAACAUUUAUGUGGUGGCACCACAUUUUUGCCUUGUCAUCAAUCCCCCACAACCAGCGGCUCCAAAAAUAAAAGACGAAACAAAAAUUUCCACUACAUCACAAUUUUUCUUCCCAUCACAAUUUUUCUAGCCUUCUUGAUUCUUGGAUACUUGUACUACUCUAAAAGCGAGGUAAAGAAAACCCAAUGUCAGUCCAGAGUGACAAAGCAUGGAAAUAUCUUCUCAAUAUGGAAUUAUGAUGGAGUAAUUGCAUACAAAGACAUUAUCAAAGCAACAGAGGACUUUGAUGACAAAUACUGCAUUGGAAUUGGAGGCAAUGGGAGUGUCCACAGAGCAGAGUUGCCCAGUGGAGAAGUUGUUGCCUUGAAGAAACUUCAUCAUCUUGAUAAAAGUUUCAGGAAUGAGGUGCGCAUUUUAUUAGAAAUACGACAUCGAAACAUUGUGAAGCUUUAUGGCUUUUGUCUACACAAACGAUGCAUGAUUCUGGUUUAUGAAUACAUGGAGAGGGGAAGCCUAUUUUCGGUCUUGAGAAAUGACGUUGAAGCUGUGGAAUUGGAUUGGAUAAAGAGGGUGAAUGUGGUGAAAGGCACUGCCCAUGCUUUAGUUUACAUGCAUUGUGAUUGCAGCCCACCAAUUGUUCACCGAGAUAUAUCAAGCAACAACAGUCUUUUGAAAUCAACACUGGAUGCUUCUUGUGUCUCUGAUUUUGGCACCGCUAGAUUGCUAUAUCCUGAUUCGUCCAAUCAAACUUUGAUUGUAGGCACUUACGGAUAUGUUGCUCCAGAACUUGCAUUCACCAUGGCUGUGACUGAAAAAUGUGACGGUUAUAGCUUUGGGGUUGUGGCACUCGAAACAAUAAUGGGAAGGCAUCCAGGAGAACUUCUGUCCUCGCUAUCAUUGACUUCAGCUCAACAUAUGAUGUUGAAGGAUGUUUUAGACCCACGUCCUCUGCGUCCUGCAAAUCGAUCGGCUGAUCAGAAUAUAGUUCUUGUAACAAGGCUCGCACUAGCAUGUGUACAUUCCAAUCUGAAAUCUCGGCCAACAAUGGAACAUGUCUGCCGAGAGUUCCUUGUUCGCAGGCCACCACUGCCCAACCCUCUGCAUGCUAUCACAAUGUGGGAACUCAUGAAUCAUGAAAUAUAUGUUUCAUAG